Messenger RNA from Plectropomus leopardus (leopard coralgrouper), 4587 nucleotides. It is a transcript of the gene sona, whose product is annotated as SON DNA and RNA binding protein a. The record is from RefSeq and is a predicted model, not a curated record. NCBI's taxonomy places the organism in Eukaryota, Metazoa, Chordata, Actinopteri, Perciformes, Serranidae. Gene Ontology annotation, molecular function: RNA binding. Gene Ontology annotation, biological process: regulation of cell cycle; regulation of mRNA splicing, via spliceosome.
UUUCCCCAUCAUGGCGGAUAAGGUAGUCGGCUAACGUAAACGGUUAGCAUAUUCAACGAUUGUUUGGAGCCACACGUUAAAGGUCUGCAGCUAUCCGGCGUUUUCUUCAAGCGGACUGCCUCCGCCGAACAUAAACUGGUGUUGAGUGAGGGACGCCAGCAGCACACCAGUAACAUUCAGUGGGCCAUUUAUAAUAGAAGGAGCACUGGCACAAUGGAAUGUGCAGUGGACAUCCCCUCAGGUGAGAAUGAGGCCCCUGAGAAAGACGACGUGAAUGCCAAGGAAGGGAAUGAGCCACCCCACAAGAAAAACAAGAAGCACAGAAAACACAAGAGCAAGAAGAAGAAGAGGAAGAGAAAGGGGGAAAAGGAGAGCAGCUCAGAAUCUGGUGCUGAGUCAGAUGUGGAGCCUCCGCCACCAAGGCCUGUCAGGGCCACCAGAGCCAGUGCCAGACUGGCAGCAGCUGCAGGAGCUGGAGACCCAGCUGGGUUGAAGGAGGAGGGCAAGAAGGAUGUAAUUACAGAUCGUGCAGACACGGAGGGUGAUGCCAAAUCCAAGAAACACAAAAGACACGCUGCCAAGAAGAAGAAAAAGAAGAGGAAGAAAGAUGAAAAGCAGGAAAAGAAAUCCCCAUCUCGCUCCCCAUCUGAAAGCAGCUCGGCUUCAGGCUCUGAGUCUGAGGGUGAAGGAGGGAAAGGGGCUGGUGAUGGAAAAUACUCUCCUGCUGCAGUAUCAGACCUGCAGGAACCAGUCUCCAAAUUGGUUUCUAAAAGCAAACGAGGGGAGAAAUCUGAGCUGCUUGGAGUGAAGAAAGAGGAGACAUCAGAUAUGGACGUGUCCCCAACAGGAGGAAAGGAAAAUAAUCGAUCAGAAAAAGAAAUGAAGUUGGCCUCUGCAGACCAGAAUGAGAUAACACAAACAGCAACAGUAAAGGUUAAGACAGAAGGUAGUCUCACUGAUGGUACAUUCAGCCAUGCCCAGGAACUCCCUGACAUCAUCCCUAAACAGGAAGGUGCUCCAGCAAGAGAUGACCCAGGCCUUAAAGAUCGGGCAAAUUCAGUUCAGAAGUCCACGUCUCCUUCCCCUCCCAGGGUUUUAGACAUUAAGAGGUCUGGGUCAAGUCAUAGUCGUUCACCUAGUCCUAGUAGGGAGCAGUCUGACGGGCAAACGGCAGCAGCGAUAAAAGAACGGUCAAGAACCCAUUCCAGGUCACCCUCAAAGGGAAAACGAUCUACAAGUCCUCUAAAGACUCGGCAGCUUUCCCGCUCUCAGUCCCCCAAAUCUAAGAGGAGGUCACUUUCCCCAUCCCCAAAGUCUCCAAAGAGAGUCACCCGUCAGUCCCGGUCCACCUCUCGCUCCCUCACUCCCAAGAAGAAGGUGUCAAAGUCUCCAAGGAGGUCCAAGUCUCCUAAACGUCGGAGGAGUUCACUUUCUGUUUCUCCAAAACGACGCAGAAGUUCCCAUUCUCCCAAAAGAAAGGUGUCACGAUCCCCUAAACGGGGCGGGCGCAGGUCCCCCUCUCUGUCUCGGUCUCCAAGGAAAAGUCGAAGGUCAGAAUCACGUUCCCGUGGAGGCACAAGGCACUCUAGGGCACGCUCACCUAGACGAGGUGGUGCAGCCAGCAGGCGUUCAAGGUCACGUUCUGUCACUAGAACCCGUCGCUCCAGUUCUAGAUCAAGGCGCCCUGUUCGUCGCUCCAGGUCGAGGUCACCAGCAAGGCGUACAGGAGGCAGGCGCUCCAGGAGUCGAUCCUUGUCUCGACGUAGGAGGUCACCACCCCCCAGAUCCCGCCGCUCACGCUCCCGGUCGGUCCGCAGGAGCAGGCGCACUCGGUCACGUUCCGUUGUAGUCCUGAAGCGCAACCGGCGUUCCAGAUCAAGGACUCCCAGAAAACGGACCAAAUCCCGGUCGCCAGUCAGAAGGCGCUCCCGUUCCCCCGCCAGGAGAAAUCGUUCUCCACCAAGGUCUAGCAAACGUUCCAAAUCUCGCUCGCUGUCUCGAAGGCAUCGGUCAAAGUCACACUCACCAUUACCUGUUAAGAGGAGGUCCAAAUCUCCCAGGAAGAGUGGAAGAAGGUCGAAGUCUAAAUCUGUCUCGGCCGGUUUGAACAGAUCUAAGUCCAGGUCCAGGUCUGUGUCAAGUGAUGAACACUCUGACAGCUCCUCCCCAGCAAGAUCCACAUCCUCGUCUCCUGUCAAGGAGAGGAAGGCUUCCUCUCCUGAGGCAGAGCAGACAGAUGGAGAAAGUGGAGGAUUUUCAGUUACAACAGGUGGCUGGAAACCUGUGCCCUCAGCAGCUGCCUCCAGUUCUCAAGCUGGAAGUUCCUCCGAUACCUUGCAGGAGCAAUCUAAAGGACUUUCUCCCAACCAUAACAAGCAACAGAGUGAGCGCGCCAGCUCAUCUAAUGAACGGGAUGCUUCCAGGUCCAGAUCUGGUUCCAGAGAUCCCGGCACUGACCCUGAUGGGUCAGAUUGUUCGCAACACUCAGACGAAGAAGAGGAUUCUUCCUCUCCAAUUAAAACGGCAUUUAAAGGCCAGAGAAGCUCCUCAGGUUCAGCAUCUCCGCAGGUGCAGAAGAAGCAGCUGUCCCCCUCACCCACAGAUCGCAGGAAACUUUCACGCUCAACUUCUUCACCUCGACGAUCGGCAUCCAAGUCUACAUCAAGAAGGAAGCAGUCUAGGUCCAAGUCUCCUGUAAGGAAAAGAGAAUCUGUCUCUCCAUCGGAAAGAAAGAAACGUCGAUCUAAAUCUCGGAGUCCUGCUCGGCGGCGGAGGUCGCGUUCUGCUGGGCGGCGUAGGCGGUCACGCUCCAAAUCACGAACCAGAGCUCGCCGAUCCAAGUCCCGUUCUCCAACACGAAAGAGACGAUCCCGCUCACCCAAUGCCCGUGGAAGGAGGAGGUCCAAGUCCACAGACCGAAGCAAGAGAUCCAGGAGUCGCUCCACAGGCCGGAGGAAAAGGUCAGGAGACAGAAGCAGGAGAUCAAGGUCUCGUUCUUCUGACCGCAGACGCAGGUCUAGGUCGAGGGGUCGAGGGAGGCGCCCAGUAUUUCGCAGUCGUUCCUUCGAUAGGCGAGACAGGUGGAAAAGGGAACCUAGCCACUCUCCAGUUCUCAUUCUACGCAAACAGCGCCGCUCAGGGUCCCGGACACGACGCAGCACCAGCAAGACUCCUCCACGGCUGACUGAACUGGAUAAGGACCAGUUACUGGAGAUAGCCAAAGCUAAUGCUGCUGCCAUGUGUGCUAAGGCGGGGGUGCCCAUUCCUGAGAGUCUUCGGCCAAAAGCCAUCCUCCAGCUCCCUCUACCCACUCCAUCUCCCGCCCCCCUCUCCCUACCUCUACCGUUACCUCUACCAAUGGGCAUGGGGAUGCCCAACAUGCCGAAUAUGCCCAACAUGGGUCCAAUGGGGCUACCCAAUAUUCCAGGAAUGCCCAGCAUGUCAAACAUCACCAUGAGUGCCGCUAUGGCAAGUAUGACAGCAGCUACUAUGACAGCUGCCUUGACCAACAUGGGUGCCCUGGCGGCCAUGCCUCCCCUUGCCCCGCUUCCUACCAUCACUAACAAGCCUCCCCCAUGUCUCGCCCCACCAACACCAACCCUUAACCUGGACCACAUCGAGGAAGCAAAGAGGAAGGUCACUCAGCAAGCGAACAUACACACCAUCAAGGAGCUUACAGAGAAGUGUAAGAUGAUUGCGAAUAGCAAGGAGGAGAUGGCCAUUGCUAAACCCCAUGUCUCAGAUGAUGAAAGCUAAAAUUGCCAAGCCCUCACGCCGCUCCUUAAAGGACUGAAGGAAAAUGUAAAAAAACAAAUGCUUCACAGGAGGACCUACCUUCCCACAGUUCCCUCUGGCAGCCAGAUGACUUGACUGAGCCUCAUUAAACACCUAGAAAAAGAAAAGCACCCUAGUUGUCACAGUUACAAUAUAGGCGCACCAGCCACUGCCCCACCCAGCUCCCCAGUUUGUUUCAGUUUGUGUGAGAGAGUGACUGGCAGACUGCACCUGUGAUACCACUGAGUAAACUGGACAUACUGACAUGUGCACAGUUGUAUGACUGUAGAGUGUGUGUGUGUGUGUGCGUGCGUGUGUGUAGUGACUUUCACCACCAACUCCUCAGUGUUGCUGCUCAUUUAAGCGGUCACUGUUGUAAAGACUGAAGAGAAAACAAACCAAACUAACUAGUGGCGCAAGUUUUUUUGUAAAAGAUUAGUUUCUCUAAAUUUGUUCUACUUCUAUGCUUUCUUAAAGAUUUGUGUUAAGUGGAGAUUGUUUCCUUGUUCUGCUGUAAUUCCCCCAGUUAUCUCCAAUCCCUGGUUUUAUAAACAAAGAAUGCAGACAUAGUUUUUGGUAGAACCGCACAUGUGAUUUGUUUUGGGAAGCCUGGGUCUUCAGGACAGGAGAGUGACCACGUGUUGUGAAUCCUGGAACAGGCUGCCACAUCUGAUUAAUUUGAAGGAAUGGAAUAACUGAAUAUAUUGGAUGCAAAAAGAAGGUUUAAAUUUGAUUCACGAAGCAUAACUAAUUCAGUUUCCACUGUCCUGGGUGUGAUUUUCAUUCCCUCUAUUUUAAACAGAAUCAACCUUG